UUUUUGUCCCUGUUAUCAGUUGUAAUUCUGACUAUAAAGACGUAACUCUGUGUACCGCGAACAGACAUGUACGUUCUAGUUGUUCGGGAAGCGCGGCGCGUAUCAAUUCGAAUUAUUUGGUGCCGGGCAGCCCUACUAAGGCAUGGACGAAAUCAAUGCAAUGUCUUUGGAGGAAUCACGACGUUCCCAACGACCGUACAGGUACGGAAUGGUUCUACUUUGCGUUGGAGCACUGAUAAACUGGCUAGGCCUCGCAGAGAACUACGUCGAACCGGUACGAUAUGUCGGUGUUGCUUGCAUAAUCGCGGGGGCUCUUCUCAUAUGUGCCGCGAUGUGUUGUUGGCUGCACGCACCGCCAAGUAGGGCAACCAUGCACACACAACACACGAAUCAUCCAAUCACAGCACAGAUAGACGAUCCGAUCCAUGUGAUCUCCAUCGAGGAACCAUCUAGUGGAUACAGACAGAAGCCGCCAGACUACGAGGCAGUCACGGAUGCGCCACCUAGCUAUGAUGACGCCAUCAAGUUGAAUCCUAGUCACUUGGUUAGGCUGAGCAACAGCAGCGCGUUGUCGAUGCCAACUGUACACAACAUGGUUCCCAGAACCGUGGAAAUUGUUUCUAGGGACCCCACGCCGUCACCGCCGCCGCCGUACGCGAGGUGAGAUUGUCGGCGUCAGCAGUCCCAGUUCGCAACGAAAGAGGUCUGCGAUAUGCUGGAGGCCCAGCGUUUUGCAAUACAACUUAAAUCCACCGAUGUGCUACUGCGUGGCGAGAGUGUGAGGACUCCGUCACCCGUUAUCGCCGUUAACAGCAUGGCCAACGUGGGGAGUUAACCACUGGACCUUGUCUACGUAGACUAAACUCUUUGUGUUCAAAGGAUGAUAUGAGCGAUCCAUCGGAGAGGACACUGCUUUUACCACGAAAUAAAUAGAGCAACAUGAAGGUAGAAACGAAGAUAGAGUAUACUAAGGUUAGUCACUUGAUCAACGAGAAUCAUCAGACCUAGCAAGAGCGAAGACGAUGAAAGCUGACGAAGGUGUCGCGAUUAUUGUGCCUUGUUCCUGGUAAAGAAGAAGGGAAGCCUAACUCUAAUCGUAGCGAAAGGAUCUAACUACGAAAGAAAAGCUUGGAAAGCUAUCCGAAAACUUCGAGUGAAUGCUCAUGUGGUGUUCGAGGAUGAUUAUCGGAUUUGUCUGGCUAAUUUAGAGCGACUCUAAAAUAGCAUGUAUGAGUCAUCGGUAAAGACACGCAAGAGGGGUAAUAUAUUGUACGAGUGUGCUAAAGCGAAAUGUGUCUACUUGCGGUCUAAGCGUGUUCAUUACGAACUUCGAAGUGAACGUCAGCGAUUAAUCGAAGGAUUCGUGAAUCAUCGAAGUGGAAAAGACGAGUGGGCGUUCUAAAGCUCGAGACACGACGCGUCCCGAGUUUGUCAUCAUUUAGACAAUCGUGCGGCUUGUUAUAGAAACCAUUUGUUGCUUGCCAUAUGAUUUCCAUGAUUGUCAUUUUACACGUAUACAUACACCACAUGCGAAAGUCGUUCGCACGUCCAUUUUAUUGUGAUAUAUAUGUAAUGGUGAUGCAGGUAUUGCGAUACGUCACUUGUCGAGCGCGAUGUUGCUUCGUAAAAAUGAGACUCUUUUUUUAUACUGUGGAACAGCAAAUAUAAAGAUA
Messenger RNA from Nomia melanderi (Alkali bee), 1673 nucleotides. RefSeq lists its product as uncharacterized. The record is from RefSeq and is a predicted model, not a curated record. NCBI's taxonomy places the organism in Eukaryota, Metazoa, Arthropoda, Insecta, Hymenoptera, Halictidae.